AUGCACAGCAGCGAGACGCUCGCAGCUCCGCCGUCGACGGGCCCCAACCUCCUCCUGGAGCUGGGUCGCCUCAUCGUCCGCUCGCGCAGCCGCAGCCCCCCGCCCUCCCCCGCCCCCGCGCCAGCGCCGUCCCCCCACGACCGCCUGCUGCAAGCCAAGCUCCGAGCCGCGAGACCUUCUACCAGUCACCAGCUCCUCAACAGCUAUGUCGCCCUGGUACUUAACCUGCUCUCGCUUCUACAAGGCAGGUCUACACUUCUACAAGCGAGCGCGUCACCGAACUCUUCAGCAGUUAUGUCGUCCUGGUACUCUAGACGCUCCCACCAAUACUUCGUGCUCUUUCUCUCUCCGAGCUCCUCAACGGCUAUGUCGUCCUUGUACGUAACCUGCCAUCGCUUCUACAAGACAGAUGCUCCUAACAGUACUUUGUGCUCUCUCUCUCCUCCGAGCUCCUCAACGGCUAUGUCGCCCUUGUACGUAACCUGCCGUCGCUACAAGACAGGUCUACACUUCAACAAGCGAGGUCGUCACCUAACUCUUCAGCAGUUAUGUCGUCCUGGUACUCUUUAUGCUUCCACCUACUUCGUGCUCUCUCUCUCCUCCGAACUCCUCAACGGCUAUGUCGCCCUGGUACUUAACCUGAUCUCGCUUCUACAAGACAGAAAGAAAGAAAGCGAUAUAGCUGGUCGAGAUACUCUCGCCUCUACUAAAGCAUCGCUACCUCGCGACCGCUUGCUGUACGCCAAGCUGCGAGCCGAGAAACCAUCCACCAGUCACCAGGAGCCCCCCACGCCGCAAGCGGAGACCCACCCGCGUGGGGUGCUGCUGGAGCGAUGGACCAUGCAUACUCUGCCCGCCAAGCGCAAACUCAGCAGGGAGACUUGCAACAUCAAGAAGAUCGAAGCCAAUUGCGACCAGGACGAGUUGGACGAGUUGGACGAGUUCAAACGGAAACUGAACGUCGUAUAUUCCGUCCGCACUCCGGGCGAUACUUACCAUGCGAACGAAUUCCAAAAAACUCCUAUAAGCCAUCAAUUCCCAGUGACAGACAUAGGAGGGAAUGUCCAUCUAAAAGUUGUUCUAGAAAGUCUUCCAAGGGUGGACGAAAUACCAAACGUCAAAUGUACCUGUCAAAAGCGGAGAGCUAGCAAGGAAAUGCCCGUCAACAUUCACGAGGAAUUGACGGGCAAACUCAAUGAUCUCACAAUAGGUAAUAGGAUAAAAUUCCCCACGGAUUUGAUCAAUUCGAAUACUGGCAACCCAGCUAGGAGGCUUUCCAUUGUCACCAAUGCAGCUUCUACCGAAUAUUUAUAUACGAGCGAUGAGAAAGAUGAAAAAAAUAAAGUGCUAGACGAUAGGAUGUUGACGCCAUGCAGCGAGAACGGGAAGCACAAAUGCAAUUGCGACGAAGAAUCUGACGGUAGAGAGAUGAAAUCUUUCACUAGCGUCAAUAAUGAACCUAAGAAACUGGACGAGAGACGUUUGCGGGAAAUAGCCAAAUACAAAAGGCGAUUGCGGAAAGAGAGCAAAUUAAAAAAGCUAUCGGACAGCACGUCCUCGGAAGGCGAUAAAAUUGAGAAGGCUAAAGAAACGCACACAUCAAUACCUAUUUUGCAAGCUUCCAGAUUCGAUAGGUUGAGAGCUAUAGGAUGUUAUAGGAAUCAAACUUAUCUGACAUUGCCGGCGAGCAGGAUUGAAACCAAAUCGCCUUUCGUAGACGCGGCUACGAUACAACCCGACGAAAUCAAAAAGACUUGCACUGUUGGAACGCAGACUGACAACGUGGCAUGCUCAUGUGGCAGUGUUAUAGAGAUGAAAUGCGAUUCGUGCGUUCAAAACAGACUUGUUAGAUCGGAAGCGAAUUACGAUUUAGCUUCUUUGGAUGGGAAAAACAAUGGAGCCAGGCGCAAACGCGAAGAUGAUGCCGUGGAAAUGUUCAAAAAGCCGAAAUGUGAUAAUUUAUGUAGUGGUAGUAGUAUUCAUAGUGAAAAGUGUGAUAAUUUAGUUGUUACUAAUGUUAGUUUUGGUAGUGACGUUGUGAAGAGACCUAAAAUUAGGAGGUACCAACACCUAAUGGAUAGGAUCGACAGAGUUGUCGAAGACAGAUCGAAUAAAGACAUUGAAGAGUUACAUUUGAAAACUGACGAUACAGUGUUCUCUGUACCGAAAAGGGAAUCGAAGAGGCAGAAGACUUUCUCGAUAAACGACGACGAGUACGUACCUUACGAGAAAUGCGAUUACGGCACUUUCGAGAAAUACGAAAGUGAUCAAAUAGAAUCUCCGGUAGAUCAGAACGGCUUUAAGUUUCCUGAAGUUAGAAAGGGACAGGAGAAUCUUGUGCCGUCGCCGAGUGAGACGGAUAGAUUUAGAUUUCGAUUCGAUUCCGCCGCUUCGAUGGUGUUUCAUACGAAGACUGUUCUGUACGAUCUGACCAAAAUGCCGCCUCGUGCUAGAACGUUCUUGAGGCAGAGGACUCUGUACCUGCCAGCUUCUGCGCCGGCGCCGCCGCCACAUUUGAUACACAAAUGGUUGAGAUAUUUAAUACAUUUGAGGCCAAUAACAGCUCCUAGCGACGACAACGACACGAAAUCCGACGGGGAAACGAAGUUUACCGACGGCCCAUCGAAGAACGCCGACGCCCAAUCGAAAACUGCCGACGCCCAAUCGAAAAUUACCGACGCCCAAUCGAAAACUGCCGACGCUCAAUCGAAAAUUGCCGACGGGGCGUCGAAAAUUGCCGACGGGGCGUCGAAAAUUGCCGACGGGAUCGGCAACUGUCGCGGUCCGAAUCGCGUCUUUGGAGGUUCUAGCGAACACGAUACAGAAGCGAAAAGAGACAAUAAUAUGCUCGAAAUCUGUUACGAGAACGGCAACGGCGUCGCUUUCGAGUUGAGAAGUUUCACUUACGCACCGGAGAACCCUAAAUAUUCGCCUCGGUAG
Chilo suppressalis (striped riceborer) is the source of this 2940-nucleotide messenger RNA. NCBI's taxonomy places the organism in Eukaryota, Metazoa, Arthropoda, Insecta, Lepidoptera, Crambidae. The record is from the annotation of a GenBank genome assembly.